This is a messenger RNA of Culex quinquefasciatus (southern house mosquito), 5747 nucleotides long. Its product is annotated as flocculation protein FLO11-like. The record is from RefSeq and is a predicted model, not a curated record. Gene Ontology annotation, biological process: proteolysis. Gene Ontology annotation, molecular function: serine-type endopeptidase activity. The coding region runs from base 82 to 5700 and encodes 1872 amino acids. NCBI's taxonomy places the organism in Eukaryota, Metazoa, Arthropoda, Insecta, Diptera, Culicidae. The transcript is spliced from 4 exons.
CGGUCAGAAUCUUCCUUAACCGAUCAGCGACCAGAACUUACAGUCAUUCGUGAGGCGACCGUGGUGCUGAACAGAUGAGCCAUGGGUUCAAGUGGGAAGUUACGCUGCUUGCAAGUGAUUUUAUUCUGUGCUUUUAUUAGUAACUUAUGUGAUGUUGGAUCUACCUACCGACUAGCAAGGUCUAAAUGGUUGAGCUCGAAAAAAUCAAGUGGUCGCGAAACUGGCAAAAAUGCUGUAAAUGAUUUAGAUGCCUCCAGUCUAUCUUCUGGACUGAAUGGAAAUGUUCCGGCAGAAACAAAUGCAAACCUAGCACACUUGCCAAGUUUAAUCGAUUUGAUUGCUCUUCACCCGGACCCUAGUGCUACGAGGCCGCCAAUACCAGCUGAACCGAUUUUCUCAACUACAACACCUGUGACAACAACUCCAACUGUAACGGACCCAACUACAACAACAACUACUACAACUACACCUGAAUCUUCAAGUUCUUCGACGGUUUCAACACCAACAACCGAAAUGCCAAGUACUUCAACGGACUCAUCAUCUCCAGCGGUGACAGAAACAACACCUACGACUCCUGCGCCAAGUUCCUCAACGGACUCAUCAUCACCAGCUGUGUCUGACUCUACAACGGAGACAUCGAGUCUUCCGACAGAAGCUUCUUCCCCAGCCGUAUCUGAUCCAACUACAACUGCAGACUCAACAUCAACCACUCCUGUAACGUCUACCGAUACCUCGACUGUAUCUGACACGCCGAGUCCUCCAACGGAAGCUUCUUCUCCAGCAGUAUCCGAUCCAACUACAGCUCCAAGCUAUUCAACGGACUCAUCCCCAGCUGUAUCGGACUCAACAUCAACCACUCCUGUAUCGUCUACCGAUACCUCGACUGUAUCUGACACGCCGAGUCCUCCAACGGAAGCGUCUUCCCCAGCCGUAUCUGAUCCAACUACAACUGCAAGCUCUUCAACGGACUCAUCUCCAGCUGUAUCGGACUCAACAUCAACCACUCCUGUAACGUCUACCGAUACCUCGACUGUAUCUGACACGCCGAGUCCUCCAACGGAAGCUUCUUCUCCAGCAGUAUCUGAUCCAACUACAGCUCCAAGCUCUUCAACGGACUCGUCAUCUCCAGCGGUGUCUGAUCCAACAACUACGACUGAAGGGUCAAGCUCAUCUGACACACCAACUCCUCCAACUGACUCUACUCCAAGUUCCUCUACCGAUCCCACUUCAACUAGUACUGUCGCUCCGGCAGCUAUUGUCGGCCAAAAACCACACGUGUUCCAGCUGUUCCCUGGUUUUAAACCACCAUCAAGUGGUGGUGCACUGUUACCGACAGUUGGUGAUUCUACUAGUACAAUCAGCCCAUCCGCUGAGUCAAGUGCCUCCAACCUACCUGAUGGACCAAGUGAGAAUGUACCGGGUGAAGCAAAUUUGAAUCCGCCACGUUUCCCGAGUUUGAUUGAAUUGAUUGCUCUUCAACCGGAUAUUAAUGCCGUGCGUCCUGUUGUCACAUAUUCUCCUAUUUUUACAACUCCAACAACUGUAACAAGUACGGCAUCAACAACCACUACCCCAAGCUCAACAUCUACCAUGCCUGUAUCGUCAACAGACGCUUCGACAGCGUCUGAAACACCGAGUCCUCCGACAGAAUCAUCGCCUACGACAGCAACUCCAAGUUCUUCAACGGACUCGUCAACUCCAGCAGUAUCUGAUACAACAUCUACCACGCCGUUAUCGUCUACCGAUGCUUCGACUGUAUCUGACACUCCGAGUCCUCCGACAGAAGCAACCUCUCCAGCAGUGUCUGAUCCUACACCUACAACAGAAACUCCAAGUUCUUCAACGGACUCGUCAUCUCCAGCGGUGUCUGAUCCCACAUCUACCACGCCUGUAUCGUCUACCGAUGCUUCGACUGUAUCUGACACUCCGAGUCCUCCGACAGAAGCAACCUCUCCAGCAGUGUCUGAUCCCACAUCUACCACGCCUGUAUCGUCUACCGAUGCUUCGACUGCAUCUGACACUCCGAGUCCUCCGACAGAAGCAACCUCUCCAGCAGUGUCUGAUCCCACAUCUACCACGCCUGUAUCGUCUACCGAUGCUUCGACUGUAUCUGACACUCCGAGUACUCCGACAGAAGCAACCUCUCCAGCAGUGUCUGAUCCUACACCUACAACAGAAACUCCAAGUUCUUCAACGGACUCGUCAUCUCCAGCGGUGUCUGAUCCCACAUCUACCACGCCUGUAUCGUCUACCGAUGCUUCGACUGUAUCUGACACUCCGAGUCCUCCGACAGAAGCAACCUCUUCAGCAGUGUCUGAUCCCACAUCUACCACGCCUGUAUCGUCUACCGAUGCUUCGACUGCAUCUGACACUCCGAGUCCUCCGACAGAAGCAACCUCUCCAGCAGUGUCUGAUUCAACAUCUACCACACCUGCACCGUCCACAGCAGCUUCAACUGCAUCUGACACGCCAAGUCCUCCGUCAGAUGCAACCUCUCCAGCAGUGUCUGAUCCUACACCUACAACAGCAGGUCCGAGUUCUUCAACGGACUCGUCAUCUCCAGUGGUGUCUGAUCCAACAUCUACCACGCCUUCAGCGGUGUCUGAUCCUACACCUACAACUCAGGGGCCAAGUUCAUCACCAGCCCCAUCUGACACGUCAAGUCCUCCGACAGACUCUACUCCAAGUUCCUCUACCGAUUCCACUACGGCCAGCCCUGUCGCUCCGGCGGCUAUUGUCGGUCAAAUACCACACGUGUUUCAGUUGUUCCCUGGUUUCAACCCACCACCAAGUGGUAGUGCACUGUUACCGGCAAUAGAGGGUAAUCCAGCUCCAGCCAACGACAGCCCGCUUGACCAAAUUCAAGGAGCUGCGGCGCAGCUGAUAGCUAGCAGUAACAUCCCUAGUAUUUUUAACAGUACUGCUGGAGGACUAAGUGCCAUUGCUUCACUUCCCAAUGUUAACGGUAUUAAUAUUCCGACCCCCGUAGCCAAUGACAGUCCAAUCGAGCAGAUUCAAACAACUGCUGCUCAACUUCUGGCCAGUGGUAACAUUCCAUAUGUUUUUAACACUACAACGGGUGGAUUCAGUGCUAUAACAUCCAUUCCUAGUAAUGCAGGUAUCAAUCUUCCGCAGCUCCCAACGCUCGGAGACACACCUAUAGCCAAUGAUAACCCAAUCAGUCAACUGCAAACUACUGCAUCCGAAUUGUUAGCAAGCAGCAAUGUUCCGAGCAUCUUCAAUAGCACUACAGCUGGAAUCAACAGCAUUGUUAGCAACGCUGGAAUCCAAAUUCCGCAAGUUCCAACCUUCGGUGAUAUGUAUGUAGCUAACGACACUCCCCUGAAUCAAAUUCAAUCUGCUGCUUCUCAAUUAUUAGCAAGCAGUAAUAUUCCGACCAUAUUCAACGGAACUGCUGGAUUAAAUGCGAUUACUUCACUUCCCAAUAUCACCGGAAUCAGUAUCCCGGCGAUUCCAACCUUAGGUGAUGCGCCUGUAGCAAGCGAUACUCCGGUAAGUCAGCUACAAACGGCUGCUUCUCAGCUUGUAGCUAACUCGAAUCCUUCCAGCAUCUUUAACAAAACUGCUGGUGGAUUGAAUGCACAUUCUUUUCCAUAUGCCUACGGAGGGUAUUUCCUCGGUAAUCCUCCGAUAACCAACGACAGCCCUUUUGUGCAAAUUCAAAGUGCGGCAUCGGAAGCUGUAAACGUUUUAAACAGCACCGUUAACAAUAACAAUCCCAUAAAUCAAGCACAAAAUGCGGCAUCACAGCUUCUUGCCAGCAGCAAUAUUCCAUCCAUUUUCAAUACUACUGCAAGUGGCUUGAACAACUUUGCCAUCCCAAGCUUCAACAUCCCUCAAAUACCAACAUUUGGUGAUGUCCCUGUUGGCAAUGAUGGUCCUUUCACCACUGGACUUCAAAACACCGCCGGUAAUCCACCAGUCUACAGGCCACUCCCAGAUCUUUCCAACUUCCAAUCACAGCUGGCAGUUUUAGUAUCUCAACUUAAUAACGAGACGGCUCCAUUUCCCAACAACCCUGCCGUCCAGUUAGAUGAUAUCCUGACGAAACCACAGACGAAUCCCGUCAAUUCCGCACAGCUUACACCAAGCCCGCCAGUUACAGAGAAGCAUCCACUGUUGACAAUUUUCCCGCAACAAGUCCAAUCCGACAGCUACUUUGGAAUUCCGUCGUUCAGCCUACCCAACAAUACCUUCGAGCAGUUCAUCAAUCAACUAGCUGGAUUAGCUUCAAACUUCACUGGAGCCGCUUCAAAUGCCACUAACACCAACACCACGGAGAAUACCAACUCUGGAACUAAUCCUUUGCAAAGCAUUGGGAAUCAAAUUACAUCCGGAUUUAGCAACGUAGCAGAAGUUAUAUCAAACGGCACGGCCGCGAUCGGAAACCUUGGAGCACAAAUCGCUAACCAAACUGCUUCCUCUAACGGAACUAGUGCCAACAACGCAAAUGGAACUGUUGUUCCAGACGCGAAUCAGCUAGGAGGAGCCCUAUCACAAAUCAUUUCGAAUGGAACAAGCAUCAUUACGGCGCCAAUAAACUCAAUCUUUCAAACUAAUUUCAGCAGAGCAUACAAUCCCGCCCUAACCAAUCUUUACAAUCAAUUAAGUUCUGUUGGAAGCAACGAAACAGUCACUCAGGUGACAAAUGCGCUUAGUCCGGCCGUACUCGCUGGACAACUGAGUGGUAUUCUGUCACAACUGCAAGCAAGUAAUCCACUAGCUUCGAACGAUGUCACACCCAGUCAACAGCAAGAAGACAAUCCAAAUGGCAUCCUAAACUGGAACGCGAUCAACAAACUACCCAUAAUCAGUAACUGGAUCGGUACAAACAGUAACAACAAACCUGUCAGCAUCGCAAGGCCCACGCUAAGCUGUCCAGUUUGCCAGGAGGUCUGUGGAAAGGUGAACUCUCCAGUUAAACUGCGCCAGCAUCGUGUCGUCGGAGGAACUGUCGUAGACCACGCGAACAAGUACCCCUGGACCACACGCUUUGUCUACUUCAACUCCAACGCCGGACAGGGAUCGCUGAUAAACGAUCGUGCCGUCGUAACAACCGCCACCACCGUCAUCGGAAUGCCACUCUUCUCGCAAGCAACGGCACUCUUCAACGUGUACGAUACCAUGUCGACUACGGAGCAACGAUUUUCCAAGAACCUAGCCAGAGUGAUCCCCCAUCCCAAGUUCAACACGAACAACCCGCUCAACAACAACAUUGGAAUAGUGAUCCUCGAUAGUCCCGUCGCGAUGUCCGAGUUCAUCCAACCCAUCUGCUUGCCAACGACGUUUGACUCGUACGCCGGAACGCAGGCUGUGGUCGCUGGAUGGGGUGCUGACAGCAUUGGGGGUCAUUCAUCACCGGUUCCGCACGAGGUGUCGAUUCCGUUAUACUCCUCGGCAGAGUGCAAACUGGCAAACGACAAUCUCACCACUAACAAUCUGUGCGGUGGAGUUGUUCAACCAGCUCAAUCGGGUUCGGUGAAAUCAACGUGUGAGGGUGAUGACGGAGCCGGAUUGAUGGCACCAUCCAGAGUUGAUCCUUCCUUGCUGACACUUAUCGGAAUCACUAUUGAGACUGCUGGCGAAGGAUGUGGAAACAACAACCAACCGGCCGCAUUCACCAAUGUCCAAAACUACAUCGACUUUAUCCUGUACAACGGAAUUGGGUGUGGGUGUUAAGCAAGGAAUUUCUUUCAUUUAUUAAUAAAAAAAACUUCUUCACAGCA